AUGUAAAUCAGUUCAAAUAUUUCAGCCAUUAUCAAUAACUUCUAGAAUUCAUCAUACUUCAUAAAAGCUCUUGACCAUAGUGAUAUUCCAGAAGUUAAAAACCUUUUAAAAUCUCAUAAUCACCCUGUGAGUGAGCAUAAUUUAGGAUUAAUUAUAAGGGAUAUGUAAAGAGAAAGUCCUGAUACAUUUUAUUUAGUUGUAUAUGACAAGAUCUCAAAAUAGUUAAUUGGUAUGAGCAAUUUAUGGUAUGAAAGAAAGUAUACAAGAGGUUUAUGCACUCUAUUACAUAUUGGAUAGAUAUUUGUAUCGUUGACAGUACCUCCAACCCUAGCAGCUGAUGUUGAAUAUUUCCUAGUAGAUAGCUUAACAUAGUUAGGAAUGAAAAUGAGAGAUUGUUAUAAAUCUACUAUGCACAUUCACUCAGAUAGAUCAGCUAGAUAUAAAUAAAUAAAUUACGAAAAAAGCGAAGUUCAUAUGACUCUCUACCACUAUGUCAAGCCAAAAUAGAGUCUUUGA
Molecule: messenger RNA, 516 nt
Organism: Tetrahymena thermophila SB210
Lineage: Eukaryota; Ciliophora; Oligohymenophorea; Hymenostomatida; Tetrahymenidae
Exons: 6
Source: RefSeq, a predicted model, not a curated record